UAGUGGAUUUUUGUAUGACAUGUAUACCUAUAAAUCUAACAUGAUGGAUUUUUGUACUUAUAUAUCGAUCUGAAUAACUUUCAUGUGGAGUUUUAGGCAUGCAGUGGUACACACACACACACACACACACAAGUCAUGCAGCACACUCAUGAGGCAUAUCUUCACUGUCCUGUACACACACACACUAUAAACCUACACUGGAGUGUUUUAUUUUUAUGUUAUGCAUUUAACUCAUAUAUUUGAUGUAGUUAGGCCAAGUAUUAUUCACAUUAAUAUCAUAAUUAUCUUUUAUAAACUAUGCUAUUUGCUGUACUAAUGUGUGACCUUUGACCAUGUUGUGACCUAUUGUCAGAGGGUAAAGCAAAGGGUUAACCUAGGGGUGUCACUUUGGACCGGGCGUUCAGCCAGCGCCAGGUGUGAACUCUGGCCGGCAUUUGACCCUGCACCUGCUCCUGGGUGCGUGGGAAAGUUACUCAGCAGCAGGAGGUGGGACCACUGGUACCUUUAAAAGGGGGCCGGGGACAGCCCUCUGGGCUUUUUUCUGCUGUCUGUCCGUGGGGUCGGUCCCUACCUGCAUGCGCUUACUGCGAACACCCUAGGGGAGCUUUGCUUUUCCUUCUGUUUUGCUGAGCUACACUGUUCAAUAAAACAGCUGGCAUAGAACUUUGCUCCUCUCCUGUAAUUUUUGUGUUUUUGACUUUAAUUGAAAUUGGGAAGCUGAGAUCCACCUAUUGCUAAUUCGAAGAAUUACUCUCAAUUGUGGCAACCACAAUUUGGCGACCGGACGAAGGGACAAGGAGUUGGAGGCGUCAGCCGUGGACCUUGGGCGUUGUUGCCACUCUGCGCACCCAGAGAGCACCAAGCGGCCGCAUAAGAUAAGAUAUCACAGGCCUACAAGACGCCAUUUCCAGGGGUCAGCCGGUGGAAAGGAGAGAGAACGAAGGCCAUGUGAGGGAGGAGGACAGAGGAAUGCGGCUGCGGAGUGGAAAGAUGGUGCACAGAGCAAGCAGUCUGCCACAUGAUUUCCAAAGUCACAAGGAUUCGGAAGCAGCAUGGCUGGAGCAGGAGAGUGAUGAGGGGUAUGGAGCCCCUAUGUGCCCUAUCAUGAAGAAAGGAGGGGUCUCAACAUAUGUGCCGUGGUCAUUCAUGGACAUGGUGGGACUGGCUGAGAGACUGCCUGACCUUUCACAAGGGGCGGGCAAAUGGAUAACAGCACUCGAGGAAAGUACAGCUGGAGUGACCCUGGCCUUGGGAGAUAUUAAAGCCCUCCUAAUGAAGGUAGUCGGCAAGCACGCAACAGUAAACAUCUUUGAAAAUGCUAAACUGGGUCGAGUUUGCCAAAGCAAUCUGCUGGAUGAUGUAAAUAUGGGGAUGCAUCGUACUGUGUUGUGGGAGGCGCUGAGGAAACAAUAUCCUGAUGAUGGAGACCCCUCUAGUUUAGAGGGGGAGGUUUUGAAGGAUGAGGAGUGUCCCUCUAAGUGGCUGCAUGCUUUUCAGCGCAAAUGGAAGGAUGAGACGGGAAGCGCCUGGAAUGCCAAUAAAUCUACAGAGGCCUUAUUCAAAAGUAUGGUGAAAAAGGGAUUGCCUGCUCCAGUGCAGCAAAAAUUAGAGCAAGUGGUGGGCCUGAGUAAGAUGGACUGGCCACUGUUUGUGGAGCACAUAGUACAUCAUGUGAAUUAUCACAGAAAAGAGAAACAACGAGAGGAAGAGACCAAUAAACACCUGACUAAUAAAUUAACACAGCUACAGUUGGGAGAGCUGACAAAAAACAAAAAGGAGAAAACUAAAACACAGGCCCCGCUGAUAACCACACUAACUGAGACACAAGCCCCAGUGGUAGCAGCUACUCCAUCUCAGAACUAUGCCACGCCUCCCCCACAGGCUCAGACAGUUUUCCAGCCUGCUGCCUCAUCAGCACAUACACACAUCAGUAACUCUCCUGCUCAAACUGGGCCUGCCCUGCCUGCUAUACAUGUGUACGUGAAUCAGGGUGAAAACUCAUACCCACAGGGUCGUGGACGAGGCAGGGAGGCGAUGAGAGGAGGAUUGAUAAGGAGAGGACGAGGGAGAGGAGGACAAUUACCAACAUUUAGGCUCACCCAGCCUAACCCGCAGCAGAGCAAUGUGCCUAAAGGAGACAUCAUAUGUUGGAGCUGUGACCAACCUGGACAUUUGCAACGGGAUUGCCCUGUUAAUCCUUGGACGGGGCCCUCAGCAAACUGGUUAUAGGGGUGUCCAGAGGAGCCUGAAGGGGAGAUGGAGCUACCUGUGGUGUCAUUAAAUUCAUCAAAUGAGCCCAUCAUACCUGUAGAAAUACAGGGACACGAAUAUUCAUUUAUGGUGGACACAGGUGCGACCUAUUCAUGUAUUGGAACUGAAGGUGCUGGGCUCCCCCUCUCUACAGCAUCAGUUAAGACAGUAGGCUUCUCUGGAAAAACACAAGUGAUACCCCUCACCCAGCCAGUUCCAAUGAUGGUAUCAGGAAAAUCAAUUGUUGCACCUUUGUUGUAUUCAGCCGACACCCCAAUCAAUCUUAUGGGAAGAGAUAUUUUGUGCCCUUUAAAAGCAAAAAUAAUGUGCACCCCUGAUGGACUGUAUGUGGAUUUUCCACAGGAGGAAAUACAUAGAAUGAUGCCAACUCAAACUGAAAAAGAGGUUGAACGUCUGAUGCAGCCUCUAGUCUAUUGGCUGCAGCUAACACCUGAAGAAUCCAUGCUGAAGCAGGAAUGGACAAAGUGGAAAAUCUGGGUGCAGACACAGAUGGGUGAAGUGGAGGAAGUCCGGCUGCCGUUACAUUGCACAUUGCUCUUCGACGGAAAUCACCGCUUUAAGGAUUAUGAAGCCUGCUGGGAUGAACUGCUUAAUAAAAAGCCAUUUCUCAUAACUAGUGAAGACAUUUACAUUGGCCCACAAGGAGCGGCAGCAGCAGUAACCCUCCCUGAUGAAUUAAAAGACUGGUUUCAAGUGCAAAACUCUGUGCCGCAUAUCACUCUUUUGGUUGCUCGGGGACAUGAAUCUCAUGAGUUGGGGCCUAUGAUAAAGCAGGCUCUGCAGGUACCAGAAUGGGAGCCUACAGAGAAUAAAUUAAUUCAUCUAUCCAAAGAUAGACAGUUUGUCAGAAUCUCCAUGAAAAAUAGUGAUGAGAGUGUUGCAACUAAAGUAAUGCUAAAUGAAAGGCCUGUUACUUUAAUGCCUUUGUCAGCAGAACAUGAACACCUGCUGAAGCAGGUUCCUGCCCAGCUGUGGUCAACAAACAAAACUGAUGUGGGGAAAGUAAAGUCAGCUCAACCAGUAAAAGUAAAACUGAAGCCUGAAAUUAAGUUGCCAUACAUUAAGCAAUAUCCACUCAAGCCACAUGCCAUUGAAGGUAUCAAACCUAUAAUUGAGGGGUUGGAAAAGGCUGGUGUAUUAAUUAAAGCAACCAGCCCAUGUAACACACCUAUCUGUCCAAUUCAGAAGCCAAAUUCUAAAGAUUACAGAUUGGUGCAUGAUCUCAGAGCUAUUAACGCUAUAGUAGAAUCUGAAACACCAGUUGUUCCCGACCCCCACACAUUGCUUUCCAACAUCCCACCUGACACACGGUGGUAUACAGUAAUUGAUUUGUGUUCAGCUUUUUUCAGCAUUCCAUUGCACUCUGACUCUCAGUAUCUUUUUGCCUUCACAUACCAGAAUCAGCAGUAUGUAUACACACGUCUUCCACAAGGGUUCACUCAGAGCCCUAGUAUUUUUAAUCGGGUUUUAGCACAAGAUUUGCAACACUUAAGUGUCCCAGGUGUCAUUUUGCAGUACGCUGAUGAUCUGUUGAUCUGUAGUCCAACUAAGGAGCAGUGUGAGAGAGAUUCUAUUGCUGUCUUAUCUGUACUGGCGGAGGGAGGACACAAAGUGAGUAAAGAUAAAAUUCAGUUUUGCCAACAAUCAGUGGAAUAUUUAGGAAGACAGCUGAGAGGAGAGAAAAAACUAAUUGCUCCAUCUCAAAUAGAAGCUGUGGUCAAAGCCCCUAAACCGCAAACGGUGGGGCAAAUGCUUUCGUUUCUGGGCAUGGCGGGAUACAGUCGGCCUUGGAUUUGUGACUAUGCAUUUAAAACGGCUCCCCUGCGAGCCCUGAUAAGGGCUGCAGGACAAAAUAACUGUAAAUCUGAGCUGCAGUGGACGGAAGAAGCAUCUGCGGCCUUUGAGGCACUGAAGGGGGACAUGCAGUCUGCCCCAGCACUGGGUAAUCCAGAUUAUUCAAAACCUUUUCACCUGUAUGUAGCCAACAGAGGGAGCUAUGCUAAUGCUGUAUUGAUGCAAGAUACACCUAUAGGGAAGCAACCUUUAGCCUAUUACAGCACAAAGCUGGAUAACAUUGAGGCUGGCCUUCCACCCUGUUAUCAAGGGUUGGCAGCAGCAGCAUUUGCUUUUCAAAAAGCAGCCUCUUUAACUAUGGGUCAUCCUGUCAUCUUAUACACAUCACAUCAGCUGCAUGCGUUGCUCUCUAGCCCGAGAUUUGUUAUCACUCAGGCUAGGCGGACUGGAUAUGAGGUAAUUCUGUCCGCUCCAGAGUUAACUAUUCAAAGGUGUAAUACUGUCAAUCCAGCCUCUAGAAUGAUGCUACCUGAUGAGGGGAUUCCCCAUGAUUGUCUGCAACAAACUGAUAAAUUUAUGCGAGCACGAGAAGAUUUGUUUAAUGAACCUAUUACAGCGGAUUUAACAUUGUUUGUUGAUGGGUCCUGUUUCAGAGAUGAAAAGGGAUGCCAUGCGGGAUACGGCAUCGUUCAGCUUAAUCCUGCCAAUUCAGGUUUCACCACAUUGCAGACGCAGAAGGUUGAUCAGCCGUGUUCUGCUCAGUUAGCAGAAUUGAAGGCUUUGACUGCAGCCUGUAAGCUGGCAGCAGGUAAAAGACUGAAUGUCUACACUGAUUCAGCAUAUGCAUAUGGGGUGUGUCAUGUUAGUGCUAACAUCUGGAAACAAAGAGGUUUUCAAAGAGCUGAUGGCACACCAGUGAUACAUGGAGAAGCUGUAGCACAAUUAAUAGAAGCUUUGCAGCUUCCCAGUGCAGUGGCAGUAAUUAAAUGCCCUGCCCAUCAGAAGACAGACACCUUGAUUGCUAAAGGGAAUAAUUUAGCAGAUGAAGCAGCUAAGCAGGCAGCUACAGGAGACAAAAUGGCACCAUUGUUGUUACAGGAGUCACAGGAAGCACCCUUGGUGACACUGCAAUCACUUAUUGAGGCUCAGAGCGAGGUAGAUCCUCAAGAAAAAAGGUUAUGGGAAAGGAGAGGUGCAAUAAGAAGUACCAGCCCUCCACAUGAAGGGCUGUGGAGAAGCGAGCAGGGUCAGUUUGUCAUGCCAUCCUCCA
Messenger RNA from Oreochromis niloticus (Nile tilapia), 5335 nucleotides. RefSeq lists its product as uncharacterized. The record is from RefSeq and is a predicted model, not a curated record. Bases 970 to 2229 code for a protein of 419 amino acids. Lineage: Eukaryota; Metazoa; Chordata; Actinopteri; Cichliformes; Cichlidae. Gene Ontology annotation, molecular function: zinc ion binding; nucleic acid binding. The transcript has 2 exons.